Molecule: messenger RNA, 3151 nt
Organism: Scatophagus argus
Lineage: Eukaryota; Metazoa; Chordata; Actinopteri; Scatophagidae
Product: extracellular calcium-sensing receptor-like
Exons: 7
Coding region: 1-2289 (762 amino acids)
Biological process (GO): G protein-coupled receptor signaling pathway
Cellular component (GO): membrane
Molecular function (GO): G protein-coupled receptor activity
Source: RefSeq, a predicted model, not a curated record
AUGGCCUUUGCUAUUGAUGAGAUUAACAGAAAUUCCAACCUGCUACCUAAUGUGACUCUGGGAUACAGUCUUUAUGAUAAUUGUGCCAGUGUAGGAAUCGGAUUUCGUGCAGCAUUGUCCUUAGUCAGUGGUCAAGAGGAGCAGUUUAUGUUAGACGAGACCUGUGUUGGAACCCCUCCAGUAGUGGGGAUUGUGGGUGAUUCUUCUUCUACUCGUUCCAUUGCCAUUUCCAGUGUCCUAGGCUUGUACAGAGUGCCAAUGGUGCGUGCUAUGAUUCAGAUUCUGAAACACUUUGGCUGGACUUGGGUUGGCCUGUUGAUCAGUGAUGAUGACUAUGGAUUUCACGCUGCACGCGCCUUCCAAUCUGACCUGGCUCAGUCUGGUGGAGGUUGUUUGUCCUACCUAAAGGUUCUGCCAUGGGGCAAUGACCAAGAUGAAUUCAGAAGGGUUGUGGACGUGAUGAAGAAAUCUACAGCUCGUGUGGUCAUUGUGUUUGCACAUGAGAGUCACAUGAUUAACCUGAUGGAAGAGGUUUCGUUUGAAGUGGUGAGGCAGAAUGUGACAGGCCUGCAGUGGAUGGCCAGUGAAGCUUGGACAGCAGCUACUGCGCUCCACACUCCCCACUUCAUGCCAUACCUGGCUGGCACACUGGGUAUCGCCAUCCGUCGAGGAGAAAUCCCAGGCCUCAGAGAAUUCCUCUUACAAACACAUCCUGACCUACGCUACAACAACAGCUAUGGAAACAGCGUGAUCAACCAGUUUUGGGAAUACACAUUUCAGUGUAAAUUUGCACCACCUCCAAUAGGUUGGGUAGAUGCUGGCGGAGCAUUAUGCACUGGACAGGAAGAUCUAAAACAUGUGGAAAUUGAUUUUUUGGACAUUUCAAACCUCAGGUCAGAGUACAAUGUGUACAAGGCUGUGUAUGCACUGGCAUAUGCUCUUGAUGACAUGCUGCGCUGUGUGCCAGGCAGAGGGCCUUUCAGAGGACACAGCUGUGGCAAUUUGAAAGAACUGGAGCCAUGGCAGCUAGUGUAUUAUUUAGAUAAGGUCAACUUCAACACAUCCUUUGGUGAUCAAGUGACAUUUGAUGAGAAUGGUGAUGUCUUACCAAUAUAUGAUAUCAUGAACUGGCUGUGGCUCCCUGAUGGAACAACUAUACUUCAGAAUGUGGGUGAGGUUAAGGAGUCAGCCUUCAAAGGUGAAGAAACCACAAUUGAUGCAGACAAAAUCUCCUGGAACUUUGAAUCAAAAAAGCCACCCCGGUCAGUGUGCAGUGAGAGCUGUCCUCCAGGUACCCGCAUGGCCAGAAAGAAAGGGGAACCUGUGUGCUGCUUUGACUGCAUCCCUUGUUCUGAGGGAAAGAUCAGCAAUGUGACUGACUCAUUGGAGUGCACCAGUUGUCCAGAGGACUUCUGGCCCAGACUCCAGCGUGACCACUGUGUUCCCAAGAAAACAGAGUUCCUCUCCUACCAUGAACCUCUGGGUAUUGGCCUGACAGCUGCUGCAUUGCUGGGCACCUGUAUCUGUGCUGUUGUCUUCAGCAUCUUCAUCUAUCAUCGGAGAACACCUAUAGUACGCGCCAACAAUUCAGAACUGAGUUUUCAGUUAUUGCUGUCACUUAAGUUAUGUUUCAUGUGUUCACUGCUGUUUAUCGGUCGUCCCAGACUGUGGACAUGCCAGCUGAGACAUGCAGCAUUUGGGAUCAGUUUUGUGCUUUGCAUCUCAUGUAUCCUGGUGAAAACCAUGGUGGUUCUGGCUGUGUUCAAGGCCUCCAAGCCAGGAGGUGGAGCCAGUCUGAAGUGGUUUGGUGCUAUGCAGCAGAGAGGGACAGUCAUGGUUCUCACUUCUGUUCAGGCAGCAAUCUGCACUGCCUGGAUUGUAUCUGCCUCCCCAGUUCCUCAUAAAAACACUCAAUACCACAAUGAUAAGAUUGUUUAUGAGUGUGUAGUUGGGUCCACAGUUGGUUUUGCAGUGUUACUGGGAUAUAUCGGCUCCUUGGCUAUCCUCAGUUUUCUGAUUGCAUUUAUAGCAAGGAAUCUUCCAGAUAGUUUCAAUGAGGCCAAACUCAUCACUUUCAGCAUGCUGAUCUUCUGUGCUGUGUGGGUGGCCUUUGUCCCUGCUUAUGUCAGCUCACCAGGCAAAUAUGCAGAUGCAGUGGAGGUAUUUGCCAUCCUGGCCUCCAGUUUUGGCCUCCUGGUAGCACUGUUUGGACCCAAAUGUUACAUAAUCCUGCUGAGACCAGAGAGGAACACAAAGAAAGCCAUCAUGGGUCGAGGCAUUGAGACAUAAAAGCUGCACUUAUUUCACUGAACACAAUGAAUCAUUUCACUCAAAACAAUACAAAAGUGCAGGCAGUUAAUAGUCAUAGCAAUGAUAACAUAUUGAACAAGCAAGGCUAACACCAAAAAAUGUACCUGAAUAUGAAAUUUCUGUGUAGAUUAACCUGACUGUUCAUUUAUUCAUUCAUUCAUUUUCUAUACCACUUAACCACCCAGAGGCAGGGUACAUACUGGAUUGAACACCAGUCAGUCGCAUGGCUGACACACAAAUGUAAUGUAGAGAAGCUAAUUAACCUAAUGUGCAUGUUUUUGGGGUUGUGGGAGGAUGAUAUUAUUAUAUUAUUAUAAGCAUUAAUUGUCCUUUAUUGAGAUGAUGUAGACUUACUCAAAAGUCUUUAUAUUGCCACACUCAAUUUCCAAACAUCAAAUGUCACAAAAUUUGAUAAUAUGCCUCUGUCUGUGAGCUCCACAUUGCCCCCUUCCCAGUCCACUUCACUGCCACUCUCCGCCUUUCUGCUGGUUGCCAAAGACAUUUCACAUCCAUAUUGGUUACUUUUUCAGAGCUCUUUUCUUCCCUGCAGUAAUCCCUUUCCCCAUUUGUAAAUUAAGAGCUGGACUUCCUAACAUCUCUUGUAGUUUUCAGGAUGUGGGGCCCUGAGCAGCCAACUAACCUCAGAUGAAUAAAACAACCCAUGUAAUCCUUUUACAGUGUGCACUGGCUCAGUACUGCUGAACACGUGGCCUUAAGAUCAUCAUUUCCAAAGAAAUACAACUCAUGUUGUCUUCACUGCUGUAACAAGUUAUUGCAGUCUCUGAAAACUGUUUCCUUUGUCAUUGCUUUAUGACAAUAGAAUAAAGUGUGAGCACUCACA